AUGUCUACAUCGAAUGCGUGGCUCGCGAGACAGCGCAAAAGCGAUCUCGUCGAGCUCGCCGAGCUUGUUAACCUUCAAGGCUACGAAGGACAGAAGAAGGCCGAUUUGGAAGUGACUCUUCGACGAGUUCCUUCGCCCGAGCACGAGGGCAAGUGGGCGACCGAGCCGCGCCUCACCCCCUACUACAACAAGCCGCGCCAGGGCAGCCGGCUCACCCACCAAGCGAGAUCUGCCCAAGGAUGCCCAAGGAUGACGCCGCUGAAGGUUUUUCAGGGCGCCGCCGCGACGCGAGCGGCCUUUGCUGAGCUCCUCCGGCCCGACUCGGAACCCGACGUGGGAGAGCGAUCCCGCGAGAGCCCUCGUCGCGCGCACCCCAGCCCCGCGCUCUCGCCCUUGCCAGCCGCAUCCCCGCUGCCCGCGACGCCGGCUGAGGUGGCCGAGGUCGUCGAUCGCGGUACCGUCGCGGUGCGCGAGCGCGUAUCGUCCAUCUACCAGGAGUCCGGCAUCACGGAGCGCACACUGGCUGUGCGCGAGUCGCUGUCGACGGUCACUGCCAUCAUCUUCACCAUUGCGGCAUUUGAGCUCUGGUGCCUCAAGCGCGAGGUGCUGCCCAACGUCCGGCCGACGGUGCGCCGGGGCCGCUCGGCAGCCAACGCCGAGCCCGACUACAACGUGGACCCGCUUGUUUUCAGCAUCAUCAAGGCUCUCGCAUCGUUCCUGGUGCUCGGCCAGCGCGUGACGCUCGGUCUCGUCGAGACGGACUCGAUAGACCGCAUCAACUCGGCCCUCUAUGGCGGGUGGCAGGGCGUGCUGACAGGCGCCGCCAUCACUGGCCUCGUCAGCGUGUACGACGCUGUUUUGAGGAAGUAA
Molecule: messenger RNA, 870 nt
Organism: Verticillium alfalfae VaMs.102
Lineage: Eukaryota; Fungi; Ascomycota; Sordariomycetes; Glomerellales; Plectosphaerellaceae
Exons: 4
Coding region: 1-870 (289 amino acids)
Cellular component (GO): membrane
Source: RefSeq, a predicted model, not a curated record